AUGCACCUUGCACGCUCCAAGGUGAAACACCCGAGGAGUAACAAUGUGCAAAAACUAGCAGAUCCAUGUCUAAAAGUCCAGUUCAGAAAGAGUGUCUUAGGCAAGGCUAUACACGUGGCAUUAAUGUGUGUCCAGGAUAAUGCCGGGACUCGGCCUAACAUGAGCGACGUGGUGAUUGCACUGGAAUACUUGAUAUCUGAGCAAGCUGGAACUGGAAGUGAUGAGAGAGAGGGGCGCAAGCACAACCCGGAAGAGAGAAACACCAAUAAAGGAAGAGGAGAGCGUGGUAGGUUACGAGGAGGCGGCCUCUAG
This is a messenger RNA of Ilex paraguariensis (yerba mate), 312 nucleotides long. NCBI's taxonomy places the organism in Eukaryota, Viridiplantae, Streptophyta, Magnoliopsida, Aquifoliales, Aquifoliaceae. The record is from the annotation of a GenBank genome assembly.